GAGCCGAAGUUGGGAGCCGCUCAGUGACUCCCGGCGGCCGGAGCGGAGGGUCGCCCAGGCGGGAGCGCUGGCAGGGGCGGGCAGGGGAGGCCGGCCGGAGCAAGGAGCGGGCAGCGCGUCGGAGGAAAAAGAAGAAGAGGAGGGGGAGGAGGAGGAGGCGAGGCGUCUUGCCCCUCCGUCACCGGGGCGCCUUCGCCCUCGGCCGCCGCCGCCGCCGGGCUCUCUCGGACCAUGCCGAUCCUCCUUUUCCUCAUAGACACGUCCGCCUCCAUGAACCAGCGGGCGUAUCUGGGCACCAGCUACCUGGACGUGGCCAAGGGCGCCGUCGAGCUCUUCAUGAAGCUGAGGGCCCGAGACCCGGCCAGCCGCGGCGACAGGUACAUGCUGGUCACCUUCGACGAGGCGCCUUAUUGCAUCAAGGCUGGCUGGAAGGAAAACCAUGCCACUUUCAUGAACGAACUGAAAAACCUCCAGGCAUCAGGAUUGACCACUCUCGGCCAGGCUCUGCGAUCAUCCUUUGACCUGCUGAACCUCAACAGAUUAGUCUCUGGCAUAGACAACUAUGGUCAGGGGAGGAAUCCCUUUUUUUUAGAGCCGUCGAUUUUAAUUACCAUCACAGAUGGAAACAAGCUGACAAAUACUUCUUCUGUUCAAGAGGAGCUCCAUCUGCCUCUGAAUUCUCCCCUGCCUGGUAGCGAGCUAACCAAAGAACCGUUUCGCUGGGAUCAACGGCUGUUUGCCCUGGUGCUGCGCUUGCCCGGGGCCCCAUCAGUGGAACCCGAGCAGCUAGGGAGCGUCCCCACAGAUGAGUCUGCCAUCACACAGAUGUGUGAAGUCACUGGAGGGCGCUCGUAUUGUGUCCGGACCCAGCGCAUGUUGAACCAAUGCUUAGAAUCCCUUGCUCAGAAGGUUCAGAGUGGUGUGGUCAUUAAUUUUGAAAAAUCGGGACCAGAUCCGCCUCACAUUGGGGAAGAUGGACUGGUUGACGCCACAAGGCCCGUCAAUUCCUUCGGUUCUCAGUCAUGGCACAGCUGUCAUAAACUCAUCUAUGUGCGUCCCAACCCUAAAACGGGCGUGCCUGUUGGCCAUUGGCCAAUCCCCGAAUCAUUUUGGCCUGAUCAGAAUUCACCAACGCUGCCCCCUCGCACAGCUCAUCCGGUGGUGAGGUUCUCCUGCGUGGAUUGCGAGCCCAUGGUGAUCGAUAAGCUGCCAUUUGACAAGUACGAACUGGAACCGUCACCUUUAACGCAAUACAUCCUGGAACGGAAGCUGUCUCAUGUGUGCUGGCAGGUCUUUGUGAGCAGCAGCGCGAAAUACAGCGAGCUCGGACACCCCUUUGGAUAUUUAAAGGCCAGCACCAGCCUGACCUGUGUCAAUCUCUAUGUGAUGCCUUACAACUACCCCGUGCUGCUCCCUCUGCUCGAUGACCUUUUCAAGUUCCACAAACUUAAGCCAAAUCUGAAGUGGCGACAGGCAUUGGAGAGCUACAUAAAAUCCAUGCCUCCUUACUACUUAGUGCCAUUAAAGAAAGCCCUAAGGAUGAUGGGAGCUCCAAAUCUGAUAUCAGAUAAUUUAGAUUGUGGACUUAGUUACAGUGUUAUCUCUUACCUUAAAAAACUCAGCCAACAGACAAAAUUAGAAUCGGAGCGGAUAAUAGCGUCCGUGGGUAAGAAACCCCCACAAGAGACGGGCAUUAAAGUGAAGAGUCACUCCAGCGGCUUGUCCCUCAUCCAGAGCAGGGAUUUCAAGCAGUUGCUUCAAGGGAUUUCGGGCGACUCUCCCCUGAGGCUGCCUGAAAUGAACGUGAAGGAAUUUGCUGGCUUCCACAUAGGGCUCUUGAAUAAGGAUCUCAAGCCACAGGCCUUCCGCAAUGCUUACGAUAUUCCUCGUCGCAGCCUGUUAGACCAGCUGACCCGGAUGAGAACCAACCUGUUGAAAACACACAAGUUCAUUCUAGGCCAGGAUGAAGAUUGCCUUCACAGUGUUCCUGUAGCCCAGAUGGGGAACUACCAGGAGUACCUAAAGAUGAUGCCUUCUCCCCUUCGAGAAAUUGACCCCGACCAGCCCAAGAGGCUUCACACUUUCGGAAACCCUUUCAAGCAGGAUAAAAAGGGAAUGAUGAUUGAUGAAGCGGAUGAAUUCGUCGCCGGUCCUCAGAACAAAGUCAAACGUCCAGGAGAGCCCAACACGCCGGCCUCCCUGAAGAGAAGGCGCAGCAUGUCCCCGUUCUUAAGACGGCCGCAGUCGCCGCCCGUCGUAGCCAACCACGUUGGCGGGAAAGGAUCGCCCUCGCCUGCCGGGCCCCCAUCCAGCCCGAAUGCUAAAACCACGCCAGCUUAUAAAGAUGCAAACAGCAACACGGUUCAAGACGGCAACGGUGAAAAGAAAGCCGAGAACUCCCAGCCGCUGGACAAACCAGGGGACGGACCUUUGGUGCAUCUUGUUCCUCCGUCCCCGGCCGCCGUGGUGGACGAAGACCUGCCAAACGAUAUGGACUCUUUGACCGGUGAACUGAACUGUGUUGGGGAAGAUGGGCUGGACCAUAGACCCAUGGUCAAUUCCCUCGUACGGGGCCCUUUGAACUACAGCAUGUCCGCCGAAGACCAAAAGCUACUGGUGGAGCCAGCUUCUGGAACUGUGCCAAAUUCAGUGAAAAUCACAUCCAAUAUGUUUGAAGGGAACAACGAGGUUAUCAAAAUCAAGGUUAUGAAAGAAGUUCGCAAACCCGGGAGAAAUUAUGAAAAAAUCUUCUCUCUCCUAGAAGAAAUACAAGGCCCCGUAGAGGUUCAGAAAUAUUUCAUUGAAUUUGCUAUCAAAGAAGCAACAAGGUUUAAAAAACGGGUCUUAAUUCAGCACUUAGAAAGAAUACUAGAGGAAAUAGAGUUCACCAGCCUUCCCAACCGAAUUAAUCAUGUCAACAGUAGAUAAUAAUAGCGUGCCGGCCAGAGGAAUGGACGGGACCGGCCGACAAAGAGUUUGCUGUGCCGCGGAAGAAUGGAAGAGGACGUGGCAGCCACUGCCUGCGCCAGCCUGGCAGGCCGGCAGCUUUUCGGUGCGCGCCUCAGAAGGAGCAGGGUGAUGUUUUUACGCAUAGCGCACCUCUUUGGCCGGACACCUGAGGAAUUUGCCGCAGGAGGCGUGUGGCUUCCUCCCUCCCCACCCACCUUCGGAGGGCUGAUCUGCCCCUGGGCCGAAGAAAGACACUCGGUGCCGCCUCCCCCAGGGUCCCUGCAGGUGAUGAGAAUUUACUCAUUUGAACCCUUGGCUGUUAAGACACUUUGGCUGUAGGCCACCAGGGCGAAUGGCGCAACCCCCCCCCCCUUGUGUUAUCUCUGCACUUGUGUCGGAGCGAUCCUUUGUCCUAAAAAAAAAAAAAAAACCGAAAGGAAAGAGGAGGAGGAGGAGGAGGAAAGGCUCUCCGUGGUGGUAGUCCACCUUGUCGCUACGGGCAGGAAGGUGGCCCUUUCCCACGAGAGCAGCUAGCCAACCCAGGUCUCGGGGGUCAGUUGGAUUAACAGGCGCUGCUCUUCCUGGGUGGAAGGAGAGACGCCCUGGGACGGACGGAUGGACUGGCUGGCCGGUGGCGGCAGCUGCUGCGGCUGCUCCUAUGGUAGCCCCCCCCUCUACAACCUACCUCAGUCUUCCUCUUCUUCUUCUUCUUUUGUCUGCAGGGGCGCCCGAGGCUCCCCCAGGUCCCAGACUUCAGUUCUCUUUCAUCUCGGUGAGGAGGACGGAGACUCUUCUCGUGGACUUGGCUUUGGAGGCGCUUAAAAGGAAACUUGGGGGGUUUAGGAACAAAAA
Molecule: messenger RNA, 3801 nt
Organism: Thamnophis elegans (Western terrestrial garter snake)
Lineage: Eukaryota; Metazoa; Chordata; Lepidosauria; Squamata; Natricidae
Product: integrator complex subunit 6-like
Exons: 18
Coding region: 232-2928 (898 amino acids)
Biological process (GO): snRNA 3'-end processing
Cellular component (GO): integrator complex
Source: RefSeq, a predicted model, not a curated record